Symbiodinium sp. CCMP2456 is the source of this 840-nucleotide messenger RNA. The record is from the annotation of a GenBank genome assembly. Lineage: Eukaryota; Dinophyceae; Suessiales; Symbiodiniaceae.
AUGGCCACAAACAGGCAGUCGCGUUGGAGCAACCUGGAAGAGCUGCAUCAGGAGGACGCUUUCAGCGAGGUGGAAGCCGGGCCUCUGAGCUCAUUGCCGGUACUCACAGCGAAGCUGCUGGUCGAAGUCCUCGUAGAUUCUUCUGAUGCCACCACCUUUCAGACCAACAUCGAUGAUGUACAGCUCGACCUGUGCUACAGCAUCAGUCCCAAAGAAGUGGCCGAAGCUCUGCACAAUUUGACCACUGCCUCACAAGCCAGGAGAAUUCGCGAGUGUUUUCCAUCAGACUCGCCUGGACUGACCCUUUUCGAGAUCUGUGCGCGUGCAGGCCGCUCUGAAAAGAUGCGCGCUCUGGCUGCUGCGGCAACGGCACGCCUGCGGAACUUGAUUCUUGCGGGAAAUGCCGCGCUGCCCGAGGUGCUGAGACUUUUGCGUGCUGGCGCAGAGCCAACGCGACAGAAUUUGAGCUGCUUCGUGAACGAACAGGGCGAUGCCAAGCGAGCCCGGAUUGAGGUUGGACCCAACGCCAGUCCUGGUGCGCGCCGCCUCUCCUGCUCGGGAACGCCCUUGCACUGGGUAUGUCACGCCGCCUCGCGCGUGCCUCACAGCUGCAGGAGCCACUACGUCGAGAUCACGAGGUGUGCCAUGGAUCAUUCUAGCAUGGUCGUGAAGCUUCAAUACCCGUGUAAUGCUCCUGUUGUGGAGUUGUGCUUCAGUGGAUUAACCGUUGCAACCCUCUACACUCCUUGCAGGAGUGUAAUUCAUCUAAUUCUACAAUACAUUGACCGCAAUGAAAUGCUUUGCAAAGUAAAAUGCAACUGGUAUUCAAAGGACAAUUAG